AUAGACGGAAGCUCCGUAUAUAGCUUUCAAGGCAUUUUCAAAAUGGUGGACGGCGGCAGCGGUGGCUACCUAUCCAAGCUCAUUGGCUACGUUAAUGGCUUCCUAAGGAGCUAUCUCUUUCGCGUUCUCUCUCACGGCCCCAUGCCCAAUCACAUUGCUUUUAUUUUGGAUGGGAAUCGUCGGUACGGGCGAAAGCGAAACCUCAAAGAAGGCGAGGGCUAUAGAGCUGGAUUUUUGGCCCUCAUGUCCAUGCUCAAAUACUGCUACGAGAUUGGUGUGAAGCAUGUGACAAUCUUCGCCUUCAGCAUAGACAAUUUCAAACGACGGCCCGACGAAAUUCGUAAUGUCAUGGAUCUCAUGCAAGAAAAGAUUGAAAUGUUGCUAAGGGAGGAGAGCAUUGUAAAUACUUAUGGCAUCCGGGUUGAUUUCUUGGGUGACAUGAAACUCUUGAAUGAGCCUGUUAGAGUGGCCGCCGAGAAGGCGAUGGCAACCACUGCCGGGAACACUGGCCCAGUACUUCUAAUAUGCGCUGCAUACACUUCCUCUGAUGAGAUCAUCCGUGCCGUUCGAGAAUCAUGCAGAGAGAAAUGGGCUAGGAUUGAGGACAUGGAUGGAACUGAUGAUGGAUCGAUCGAACAGAUUGGAUCGAAUGAAUUGGACGGACUUUCGAUCCCAUUGCCGGAUUUGGAGAGGCACUUCUACUUCAGCAAGUACCCGGAUCCGGAAAUCUUAAUCCGAACGUCCGGCGAGAACCGGAUGAGUAAUUUUAUUCUGUGGCAGAGCACGUUCUGUUACUUAAAUAAUCCGAAAGUUCUUUGGCCCGAAAUUUCUCUGUGGCACCUUGUGUGGGCCAUCUUGCAAUAUCAGAGGGUCCAUUCUUACUUAGAAAAGAAGAAAAAGAAGCUGCUAUGAACGUUGUAGCCAUGGAUUUCUUCGUCCGGUUGAUCCUACGGUGGUCGUCGUUCAUAGUCUCUUCAUGCUUUUGUUUGCGGGAAAUGUUUUCAAAUUUGAAUAAAUGCAACGGUUGGGUACAUUUAAUUACA
Molecule: messenger RNA, 1043 nt
Organism: Magnolia sinica
Lineage: Eukaryota; Viridiplantae; Streptophyta; Magnoliopsida; Magnoliales; Magnoliaceae
Product: dehydrodolichyl diphosphate synthase CPT3-like
Exons: 2
Coding region: 43-912 (289 amino acids)
Biological process (GO): polyprenol biosynthetic process
Cellular component (GO): endoplasmic reticulum
Source: RefSeq, a predicted model, not a curated record